This is a messenger RNA of Phacochoerus africanus (Common warthog), 4214 nucleotides long. It is a transcript of the gene HES4, whose product is annotated as hes family bHLH transcription factor 4. The transcript is spliced from 4 exons. Gene Ontology annotation, biological process: anterior/posterior pattern specification; regulation of transcription by RNA polymerase II. NCBI's taxonomy places the organism in Eukaryota, Metazoa, Chordata, Mammalia, Artiodactyla, Suidae. The record is from RefSeq and is a predicted model, not a curated record. Gene Ontology annotation, cellular component: nucleus. Gene Ontology annotation, molecular function: RNA polymerase II cis-regulatory region sequence-specific DNA binding; protein dimerization activity; DNA-binding transcription factor activity, RNA polymerase II-specific. The coding region runs from base 116 to 802 and encodes 228 amino acids.
GGCUGGCGGCGCGCGCUCGGUCCCGGAGCGUAGGACCGUCUAGAGAGCGGCUCGGGAAACCGCGCGCCCCAGCCGGCGUCCUCCGCCCGGCACCCGGAGGCGCGGGGGGCGCACCAUGCCUGCAGACACCCCGGGGAAGCCGAGAGCCUCGCCGCUGGCAGGAGCGCCGGCCAGCGCCAGCCGAACCCCGAACAAGCCCCGGAGCGCGGCCGAGCCCCGAAAGUCCUCCAAGCCCGUCAUGGAGAAGCGGCGUCGAGCGCGCAUCAAUGAGAGCCUCGCCCAGCUCAAGACCCUCAUCCUGGACGCCCUCAGGAAAGAGAGUUCCCGCCACUCGAAGCUUGAGAAGGCGGACAUCCUGGAGAUGACCGUGAGGCACCUGCAGAGCCUGCGGCGCGUGCAGGUGACAGCCGCCCUCAGCGCCGACCCCGCGGUCCUGGGCAAAUACCGCGCGGGCUUCAACGAGUGUCUGGCCGAGGUGAACCGAUUCCUGGUCGGCUGUGAGGGCGUCCCGGCCGAAGUGCGUUCUCGCUUGCUCGGCCAUCUGGCCGCCUGCCUCAGCCAGCUGGGGCCCCCGCGCCGCCCGGUUCCUCCGUCCCUUGUUGCGGAAGCCCUGGCGCCGGACGUCUACGCGGGCCGACCGCCGCAGCCGGACUUCGACAGCCCUUUCCCCCCGCCGCCGCGCCCCGGGGCGGCCUUCGCGCUGCCGAUCCUGCCGGGCCGGACUGGGGCGCCCCUCGCCGCCGCCGGGGCCGGGGCCGGGCCGCAGGGCCAGGGCGUGCCCUGGAGGCCGUGGCUACGGUGAGGUUUCGGUCCUGGACUGGAGCGGAGGCGGAGCCCGGUUCUAGGGCCGCGGCCUUUGCUGAGAUUGAUCCAGAAGAUAUUCACGUCAGAGACCGCGUGGAGAGUUCUGUUUCGUUGUCUCUGUGAGGAGUCCAGACACGGAGGCCCAGCAGCCGGGGUCAGCUGCUGUCUUUGCAGCCGAUGUCUCUGCACGGGCGGGCGGGGUGGCUUUUCCCCAGGCCGAGCCCUGGGGCCCCGUCCUUCUGCGCCCACCUGUGCCUGGCAGGUGCGCCGCACGGGCGUUCACCUCGCGUUGCCUUUGCCUGUAUCUAUCCGCACUGGAGUAGCGACCCCUCUUGAGGUGGGGUGGGGGGAUGUGGGAGAGGUCCUUCAGGAGGAUCAGGCAGGACUGUGACAGUCAUCACUUCUUCCAGAACAUCUUCCAGUGCUGGGUACCAUUUUUUUUUUUUUUAAAGGUACCUUUCCCCACUCCCACCCCUGGAGACUCUGGACGGUGGAAACAUGUAUUUUCACACUGUUGUCUCAGGGCUAAGCUGUGGUAAGGGGUGACUGUCCCUGAAGUUUCUGUUCUGGCCUGGUCCACCUCUUGGCUGCUCGAGGCUGAGCACGAACCCACCUGUGCCCACCCACAGAUUGAAACUGCCAGUGUCCAGUUCUACUGUGUGCCUUGCUCUGCCUUGAGAGGGAAGCUCCCCCGGCUGUGCCCUCCUGAGCACCUGCUGUGUGUUGGCCCUGCAAUACAGCGAUACUAGGCAUCAACGCGGGAGUCACUGUCCUGUGGUCCCAGGUCUCCCCAGCCUGCUGCUGGCGGCUAUGCUCCAGGAGCCACGAGGGAGUGGUCUGAGUCACACAGCUGAGACUGAAUUGUCUCAUCCUGAGCCCUCCUGAGGCUAAGGCAAGAUCUACUUCCCAACCAGAGCCAAGUUCAUCAGAUGGUUGCCUGCUGCCUGCCUGGCCAGGAACCAGCAAGGAGGAGGAGGCUGAGUCACUGCCUGAGGGUGGUCUGCCCUUCCUCCAAUGGCUCCAGCAGCUUCCAGGUCCAUGUUAUGGGCAGGGUUCACCUGUCCUCCUGGACUCAGCCAUGUACCUGUCAGGGCCCUCCAAGUCCCCACCAAGCCAGUGCCCCCCCACCCCAAGACUCUCUGGCUGCCUGGCCCAUCUCCCUGAGGGUCCAGGGCCUGGACCAGUGGCAGACAUGUGGGCCAGGUGUUGCACCCUAGGACGUAUACACAUUCAGCAGUCCAGGCCCUGGGGAGGCUCAGAGCACUGGGUUACCAGCAGCACAGUGAGGGAGUUACUGCUGGCUGGCCUGGGAGGCCCUCUCCAGCAGGAGAGUUUCAGAGGGUCCAUUUCAGGAGCUGGAAGUUCCACUCCUGAGCAGGAGGGAAGGGCCUGGGGCUUUGGGAUAUGAAGCCUGGUGGGUAGGUAGUGGGUGGUUGGGACCUGCUCAGAGCUGGGCUCCACACGGCCUGCAGGGGUAAUGGGAACUCCCCACCUGUGUGGCCAGAGAGAAGGGCUGCCUGGGAAGAUCGCCUGGAAUUGAGACCUCGUACUCUCUCUUCCCAGUCUCUAGCCCCGACCUCCUGUCCCUAUGCUGUGCCUGCCCCUGCACCAUUUCCUUACUUCCUGUUCCUGAUAAUCUAUUCUUGAGAUGCUGAGAAGCUAUUACCAAGAGAUCUUUGUGCUGAGGACACUGUUAACCCACCAGGGACCUCUUGGGCUCUGAGGGAUCCACGCUGUUCUGGGAUGGGCAGGCCCCCCAUCUCACCCCUUUGUGCCCAGCCCGGACAUUCUCUCCUUGCUUUCCCACCCGAGGCAGCCACCCUAGGCUCCAAGGGCUCUGGAGGCCAGGGCUGUGUCUGUGUCACUCACUCCUGUCCCCAGCACCUUCUUGGAACAGGAAGAAGCUCAGGCCGUACAGACCUAGUUAAGUAGCUUGGAUAAAAGAGGAGCCAGGAGGUUUGCAGAGGGGUGUCCUUGGUUAGAUUAGGGGAGUCUGAGGAAGCACAGCCCAGGCUGAGGCUGGGUGCCUGUGGUGAUGCAGAGGGCAACAGGGGAGGCCCCAGAGGAGCUGUCUUGGGUCCCCUCUCCUGGCUGCUCCUCAGCAGCUGAGGGCAGCAUCCUUGCCUCCAGCUGUGGAAGGAGCCAUGCCCCAUCCCACUCAGCGUGGACACCUGCCCUGGCCACAGCGAGCCAGGGUGGGGUCUCCUCCUCACACUGGGGACUGUUCCUCCUUCCUGCUCUCCCCACUCUUCCACCCAUUUCCCGCUCCUCCCCUGCCUCAGAGGGGGGCUGGGUAAUUCCUCUGUCCCACUCCAUCCUCAGCUAGUAUUGUCUUGGCUCCUGGCUUCUGUCUUGCAGAUCUUACCUGCUGGGCGAUAGAAGAAGCACCUUCUCCGGGCUGGGCCCUGUGGAGUGGGUGGGGGAGGAAUCAGGGCUCCCUCCUCCUUGGGGGGAAGUGGCCCUGAAGGCCUGCUUGUCACUUCCCAUCCAUGCAGGCUGAGCCUCAUUCUUCUGUGGCCUCCUUCCAGCCCAGUCCCUGGUGACCAAGGGUCAACGAAUGUUUACUGAAUUCAGGUGCACAGUCAGGUGCUCUGCUGGCCUCUGUGGGUCCCAGUCCUGUGGAGCCUUGUGAGUCUGGCUCCCUGUGUCUUGCCUGUGGGUCCAGAGCUUGGGGACCAGACAAUGACAGCAAAGUAUAGGUGUUUGAAGUCAGGAGAAAGAAUAGGUCCCCAUGGUGGCAGAAAUCAGCCCGGCCAUGCCCAUGAAACUCUAGUCACUUGGGAAUCUGGGGUGGGCCAAGGCCUGGGGCUGCUUGGAUCCCUGGCUUGUGAGAGGUCAGGCCUUUGCUCACAGCCCCCACCUCCUGCCCCAGAGCCCCUGUGCUCACCUAAUUAUCCCCGGGCUCCAGAAGCCUCCUCCCUUCCUCUGGCACGCCCUGGCUCCAGGACCUGCUUGCUUUUCCUGGGGAGGAAGCUGUGAUCAGAGGGCUCUGCUCUCUGCUCCAUGGAGCCCUGGGGCCAUGCCCACCCUGGGAUACACUUAUGGGCGAGGAAACAGGCCCUAGGGUUGCUGGCCUCCCAGAAGGCCCCCUGGUAUUAAGCCAGGUGAGUGUACUGAGGUUGGCCCAUGUGUCCUGCAGAAGAUGAGGUUGCGGCUCUAGGUCCACCUUCUUCACUCUGGGGCCGGCCAGCUGUCCUUUUGCUAUGGAGGUGCCAAGAAAGUGUGGAGUUUAGGAGCAGAUCCUCCAGCCCUGCUGGGCCUUCAGAUGAGAUCCCAGCUGCUGCUUACACCUGAACGGCAACCUCAUGAGAAGCCCUGAGCCAGAACCAUCCAGUUGAGCAGCUCCUGGACUCCUAGCCUUCAGAAACUUUGUGAGAUAAUAAAUGCUGGUUGUUUAAAUAUUAAAGUGA